Trematosphaeria pertusa is the source of this 1411-nucleotide messenger RNA. RefSeq names its product S-adenosyl-L-methionine-dependent methyltransferase. The transcript has 2 exons. NCBI's taxonomy places the organism in Eukaryota, Fungi, Ascomycota, Dothideomycetes, Pleosporales, Trematosphaeriaceae. The record is from RefSeq and is a predicted model, not a curated record. Bases 326 to 1177 code for a protein of 283 amino acids.
CUUCAACAUGUCGACGUCGACACCCUUCGAUAUUGAAAUUUGAGAACAAAGAGUAACAGAGAACACCAUGAAGCUACUGUCCGGCCAAAUGCACGUGCAAGGCCUAGCCUUUCGACUAGCCGAGCAGCUUGGCCCUAAUAGUCUCUCACCGCUGGGUUUAUGGCAGAACGUGCAUACGCGAGCGAAACCCAUGAGCAGCAAUUGGUCAAUCUAAACCCCGUUCGACGUGGCAUUGCCUUUGUCCCGCGCCGUUCGGAUCCAACACCAAGGUUCCCCAGGAUCCCGAAUCCUCCUCUUGUUGCACCACAGCUUCUGUAUCGCGAUUAUGUCAGGCGAAGACGAGCCAUAUUGGCUCGGGCGAGCCUCAGAAGAGCAAAAACGGCUUAUCAAGCAGCAUCAUGUGUGGACGAAGAGCAUCGGGUAUCUGCUACAUCCGUCAAUCGCUACCAAACUCCCAGAAGACGCCCGCGUCGCAGAUAUCGGGACCGGAACUGGCAUUUGGUUGGCUGAGUUGGCCAAGGUGUCGCCAUCCACAUACCAAUUCAAUGGAUACGACAUUUCCGAUGCGCAAUUUCUCCCAACAGAUACCCUUCCAUCGAAUGUCACUCUUCGUUUCGGUGACUUCAAGAAGCCCAUUCCCGAGGAGUUGCGCGGCCAAUUCGAUCUGGUCAACAUCCGACUGAUCAUCAUCUCCAUGGGCGAAGGCGUCUGGGAGGCUACUCUCCGCAACGUUCUCCAAUUGCUGAAGCCUGGGGGCGCAAUCUCUUGGACCGAGGGGAACUUCUUCGUCGCAAGGGGUUUCCGCGGAGCCGAUCCGGGCUCUUCUGGAGGGCACUACCUCACUAAAGCCCAGUUGCAGCUAAACAAUACCCUCAUCAACCGCUUCCGGUACAACUUUCCCGAGUGGACCAAGAUGUAUACUGAAGCGGGCCUGGAGAACGUCGAAGAGGAUGUUAGUAGCACGGAUCGGCUUGUGGAGCAGCGACCGGACUUUACGGAGAUCGGAAUGGGCGCCGUUUUCGGAGGACUGAAGAACCUGGCGAGCACGAAAGCUGAGGACUACUGGACGGAGCAAGAGGUGGAUGACUAUAGAGAGAAGGCGCUCGAGGACCUCAAGUCGGGUGCUUACUUGCGCUGGGAUCUCCAUGUCACCAUCGGCUGGACGAAGUCUUCUUGAGUGGAAUGGAAUGGCACAAACAGGUACCUCAGAGAACUGUCUCUCUACUUGGAUUUGCAUAUAUCAGUUGGACAUCAACACAAAGUAUCUAUAUCUUCAUGUAUACUCAGCUCUUUCGGCCGAACCCUUCGACGGGACGUUGCUAUCGCUCGGGCCUUGUUAAUAUGUCAUCUAUCGAGCGUCUGAUUGGUGCAGGUGGCGGCUUUCCUGAUUUUUGGUACCUGCCAAGACCCU